AUGGGCGCGCGGCUCUGCGGGGCCGGCGGCGGCCGCGGCGCCGGCUACGCCGCGGCCGAGGGCGGGGCCGCGGGGGCCGCGGCGGGCAGCCCGGGCGCUCCCCUGCGCCUCGAGGCGCCCUCCGAUGACGUGGUGCCCUGCGUCUGUCCGCUCGGGGGCGAGCGCUUCGCGGCCGGCGGCACGGAGGGCUGGUCUGGGGGCGUACCUCUACGACUGGACCCGCGUGGGCCUGAGGCAGGCUUCGCCGCCACGCCGGGCAGCGGCGCGGCCGCCGACGCGGUCGCCACGCCCGCGCUGGCCUUCCAGGGCCACGGCAUGUCCGUGAGCGCGCUGGACACCCUCGGCGAGGAGUCCGCCCCCGAGGCCCUGCUGUUCACCGGCUCCCGGGACUGCUCGGUGCGGCUGUGGGACCUGGCCACGGGGGGGCAGAUCUUCCAGCACAAGCUCCUCGCUGGGCGCCCGGCGAGAUUGUCGGGGGUUCGCGGGCAGCUCGGCGGAUGUGGUCAGAUCCCCGGCGUGGGCGAGAUCCUACGCAACGUCGUCACCGCUGUGCGGCGCCUGCCGGCUGCCGGCGCAGCGGCGGUGGUGCAGGCCAGCGAGGACCUGCAGCUGCGGCUGUGGGACGUGCGGGGCGGCCUCCGGCCCGCGGCCGCGGUGCCGGCGGGGCCGAACCAGGUGAUCUGCCUCGACGUGUCCGACGACGGUAAUCUCGUAGCGUGCGGCACCAAGGGCUUCUCCCGCGAGAACUGCGAGGUGAAGCUCUUCGACCUUCGCGGCGGGCUGCGCCAGCUGGCGUCGCAGCCUUGCGCGGACCAGGCCAUCGAGGCGCUGCGCGUUGUCGGGCCCGACCGCUGCCUGGUGGCCUCCAAGGACGGCUUCUUGCGCGGCGUGUCGCUGCCGGAGGCCCUGGUCGUCGGGGAGCGAGGGCCCGCGGCGGCGGGGUACACCGCCCUGGGCACGCAGCGGCGCGCCGUUGGGGGCCCCGUGGCCCUGGCGGCGCUGGCGGCGCCGGGCGGCGUGACGCUGGAGCUGCUCGCGUGGAAGGACGCGACGCUCGGCGCGCCGCCGGAGCUGCUGGCGAGCGCGGGGUGA
Molecule: messenger RNA, 1092 nt
Organism: Prorocentrum cordatum
Lineage: Eukaryota; Dinophyceae; Prorocentrales; Prorocentraceae
Source: the annotation of a GenBank genome assembly